UCCUCCCGUCAACAAAACUCCAAAACCGACCACCGCUACCACGGUACCUCGGUCAUUGUCCCCAAUUGGCACAACGAGAGGCUCAAGAAACCAAAUAACCAUGUUUCUCAACAGCGGCCUCUCGCGGCGAGCCCUCAAGCCCUACGUCGCCGAGUUUCUCGGAACGGCUCUCCUGAUCGUCAUCGGCGAUGGUGUCGUCGCCCAGUGCCUCCUAUCUGACUACCAAUAUGGCACCUGGCUAUCGAUCAACAUUGCCUGGGCUGCAGCUGUCGCCCUUUCGGGCUACCUUUCUGACCCCAGCCCAUCCAUUAACCCUGCCGCCACCAUCUGCAUGGCCCUCGUCCGCCCUACCCCUGGGCAAUGGCGCAAGCUUCCCGGCAAACUCUUCGCCCAGUUCCUGGGUGGCUUUGUCGGCGCCGCCAUCGUGUACAUCAACUAUCGCUCCGCCAUCAAAGACUGGGACCCUGAGUUCACCAUCCCCGGUGGCUCGAUCCUGAGUCCCCGUGGACACCAUUCUGCCGGCAUCUUCUCGACCUACCCUGCUGCGUUCUUUGAGUCGAACUGGGAGGCCGCAUUUUCGGAACUGCUUGGCUCUGCGGUCCUUAUGUUCGGCUGCUUGAGCAUCUCAGAUCCGGCCAAUGCGACCAGGUUUCAUUCGCCUCAAGUGACGACGUUCUUCCUCCUCCUUGCUAUUGGAGCUGCGUUGGGCUGGCAGACCGGUUAUGCUAUCAAUCCCGCAAGAGAUUUCGGUCCGAGACUGUUCUCCGCGUUCAUCUAUGGCAGAGAGGUGUUCACCGCCGCGAACUAUUACUUCGUCGUGCCGAUUUUCGCUCCGAUUGUUGGUUGCAUAUUGGGGGCUACAGUUUACGAUUCGCUGCUGUAUGAGGGAGAGGGAUCUCGCAUCGCUGAUGCGUUUGACAGUGCCGAGGACCGCGAUGGUGCUCUUCGGUUGCAUUAAGCUUGCUUAAUGACCAAUGAUCGCAGAGCUUUACUGGACGAACAAUCUUUUGGCCAAUAGAGGAUCCGGUUUUAACCGCUUUCCUCGUCAAGACGACUUAUAGAUAUACGUACCAUGACAUACAGGGAUGUACCAUUCGGGCAUACAUAUAUUUUGGCUGCUGAGACGAUUACGAGCAUGAUAGUGGCGAGAGAUGUACAAUGAUAUAGUGUUGAUAGUUGAUAAUGACUUCUAAGUAU
Messenger RNA from Aspergillus ibericus CBS 121593, 1197 nucleotides. RefSeq names its product glycerol uptake facilitator. Gene Ontology annotation, biological process: glycerol transmembrane transport; water transport. The transcript is spliced from 2 exons. The coding region runs from base 101 to 958 and encodes 285 amino acids. The record is from RefSeq and is a predicted model, not a curated record. NCBI's taxonomy places the organism in Eukaryota, Fungi, Ascomycota, Eurotiomycetes, Eurotiales, Aspergillaceae. Gene Ontology annotation, cellular component: plasma membrane. Gene Ontology annotation, molecular function: water channel activity; glycerol channel activity.